UUUGUCUGUGACGUUAAUAUUAACAAUUCAUUAACUUGCAUGGGAUAUUAUCAAGCUAACCAGUCAUUAGAUCUAACUCUCGAUAUUAUUGAUUCAUUAUCCCGAUAUUGAAAGGUUUGUGAGAAUCGAGCUCGGACACAAUCUGACUACACAUACACGGGAGUACAGUGGCGGACAGUGUCGCAGAACAUUCUCAGUAGGCGCAGCAUUGGUGGUUAUUGAUUACGACUGAUGUGGCGGACAACACUGGUAUCUGGUUAUUCUAGCAGCUGAUAUCCGCCGUGGUCACAUGUGCAGUGAAGUUGUCUGGAUUUAUCUUGGUAUUCAUAAAUUGGAUCAAUACUAACAAUGGAUGUAGAGGAGUUCCGAAAGAGAGGGAAGGAAAUGGUGGACUAUGUGGCUGAUUAUUUGGAAAAUAUACGAGAACGUCGUCCAUUCCCCACCGUCACUCCUGGUUAUCUCCGGGAACUCAUUCCAGACAGCGCCCCUGAGGACCCUGAGAGCUGGGAUGAUAUUUUUGCUGAUAUUGAAAGAGUCAUUAUGCCAGGAGUGACCCAUUGGGACUCCCCACAGUUUCACUCCUUCUUUCCAACUGCUAAUUCCUACCCAGCCAUUAUAGCGGACAUCCUGUCAGAUGGUAUUGGUAAUAUAGGCUUUACAUGGGCGUCGAGUCCUGCAUGUACAGAGCUGGAGGUAGUUGUGUUGGACUGGCUUGGUAAGAUGCUUGACCUUCCUCCAGCAUUUCUCUUCUCCUCCGGGGGGAAAGGAGGUGGCGUAAUACAGGGAACAGCCAGUGAGGCCACUCUUGUCACCCUGCUGUCGGCCCGCACACAAUUCUUACACAAGCACAACAAGUCUGGGGAUGGUCACCAUGACGAUGGCGCAGUCAUGUCAAAACUUGUCGCCUACUGUUCUGCUCAGGCCCACUCAUCUGUAGAAAGAGCAGGUCUUAUUGGAGCAGUCACAAUGAAGAAAUUGGAAACAGAUGAGAAGGGUGCACUAAGGGGAACAACUCUCCAACAAGCCAUAGAAAAGGACAGAGCAGCAGGUCUCAUUCCAUUUUAUCUGUGUGCUACCUUGGGGACAACCUUAUCCUGUGCAUUUGACAACGUGCUGGAAUGUGGACCAGUGUGUGAAAAGGAGGGAAUUUGGAUGCAUAUAGAUGCAGCUUAUGCUGGAAGUGCUUUCAUCUGUCCAGAAUUCCGACCACUUUUGAAUGGUGUCAAGUAUGCAAUGUCUUUCAAUUUCAACCCUCAUAAAUGGAUGAAAGUGAACUUUGACUGUUCUGCCUUGUGGGUACAGGAUAGCUCCCUGAUCAGUGAUGCCUUCAACGUGGACCCUCUGUACCUCAAACACGAAAACCAGGGCAAGAUGCCUGACUACAGGCAUUGGCAGAUUCCCCUUGGCCGGAGAUUCAGAUCCCUCAAGCUGUGGUUUGUUAUCAGGGCCUAUGGACUGAAAGGUUUACAAGAGUAUAUCCGAAAGGAUGUCCAGCUGGCCCAUGAUUUUGAGAAGUUAGUGGUAGCUGAUGACAGAUUUGAAAUCUUCGGGGAAGUUGUAAUGGGCCUUGUCUGCUUCAGGUUGAAGGGACCCAAUGACGUCAAUGAGAAACUCCUGAAGGCAGUCAACGAUGACGGUAGGAUUAACAUUGUUCCCUCCAGUGUUAAGGGCACUUACUUCCUUAGGUUGGCCAUCUGUGGUUCCAAAACCAACAACAACGAUAUCAACUUUGCAUGGAAAGUCAUCAGUGAAGUUACUUCAAAACUUCUUCAAGAAAAUGCAUGUAAAUAGGAAAAUAAUUAUGAUUAUUAUUUGAAAACAUUCAAAGUUAUAAGUAAAUAUAUAAGUCAAUGUAUUGCUUUACACUUGGGAGGGACAAAAAAAUGAUAAAAUUCCAAAUGAGCACUCAUCAUAAAUGUUAUCAAAUAGUAGGUAUUUAAUCGGUGUUUGUAUAAUUAUGUAGUGAUUGGGACAACUGUUUUAGUCAACCACCAGCAUGUUGGAUCAUGACUGGCCAUAAGUCGUACAUGCCACUACAUACAUGUAUGUAUUUUAUAUGUGAUGAAAGUAAAACAUAUAUGCAGACGUGUUUUAACUGGACUUGUCAAUAAUGUGUAAGUCAAAAUGUUUGCUUAUCUCAUGUUUACUGAUGUAAUCAGCCCAAAUAUAUGAUUGGCACACUGUAUAUUGUGGCAGCAAUGUUAAAGCAAACACUUCUACACUGAGAUUGUUUAAAAAGUAAAAAUGUAAAAUAUUCUCAGUUUCUUUCUAAAUUAUUCCUCUGGGUACCAACAUCAUAGACUGUAAAUUAUGAAGACAUACAUUAAUUUCUUUUGGAAAAGACAGGACUUGAAGAUUGACUUAAAACUUCAGGAUACUAUAUGUUCUGAAUGUGUAUGAGUUCCAUGGACUUUGGGUAUAUUUCCAUGGCCAGGUACUGGACAUAGGUCGGUGGUUUUUCUCCGGGAACUCGGGCUUUCCUCCACCACCAAAACCUGGCAUGUCCUUAAAUGACCACAGCUGUUAAUAGGACGUAAAACACAAACAAACCAAUAUUAUGUGUAAAUGUCCAUGGAUUCUGUGUAUGUGUUGAAUUUUAUUGCCUUCAUGAAGUACUGUCAGUUACAUUGUUGUUAGCUCACCUGCCCGAAGGGCAAGUGAGCUUAUAACAUGGUGCAGUGUCCGUCGUCCGUCUGUCCGGCGU
Molecule: messenger RNA, 2704 nt
Organism: Mizuhopecten yessoensis (Yesso scallop)
Lineage: Eukaryota; Metazoa; Mollusca; Bivalvia; Pectinida; Pectinidae
Product: aromatic-L-amino-acid decarboxylase-like
Exons: 14
Coding region: 349-1791 (480 amino acids)
Biological process (GO): catecholamine metabolic process; amino acid metabolic process; serotonin biosynthetic process
Molecular function (GO): aromatic-L-amino-acid decarboxylase activity; pyridoxal phosphate binding
Source: RefSeq, a predicted model, not a curated record